AUUAAUGCCACAAAUAAUUUCACCAGUUGUGAGGAGGAAGCAGAAGGUGAUGACAUUUAUGUGCUUAUGUCAGGCCCAGCAACUCAACCAGCCAUGACAUUAAAAGCCAAGCAGAACACAAGAGAUCAAUAUGGAAUUGGAUCAAGAUGCCAACAAGAAGCUGAGGUGGAUGAGGAAAAGAAAGCUGAUGUAGAAGGCAGUGGAGAGGAGGCAAAACAUGAAGAUCAAGAAGAGGAGGAUUCAUACAGCUUUCACAGCAGUCGUGACAGCUUGUAUGCCAGCAUACCUGAUGAUCUUGAAGAGAACAGAAGAAACUGCUUUUUCUCUAAGGGGCCACCCCCUCCUCCCCCUCGAAACCUGCCUGGCAUCCUAAGACAGGACGAUCUGCACAAUUUAUUGCAAGAGAGGAAUUUUGCGGAGGACAGAAGUGAAAGAGAAGUUGGUGACAAACUUGUAACAGCAUGCUACAGAGAAGACCAAGAUGCUUGUGAGGGAGACAGCAACAGCGAGGAAGAACACCCAUAUGCCUUUGCAGAACCGGAUGAAUCUCUGUACGAUUUCGUACUGGCUGAGGAGCAGGAAGAGAAGAGGAAAGAACAUGGGUCCUUUAUCAAGAACAGGCCGCCAGCCCCUGCCCCUCGUUCCAUGUGUUUGCCAGUCAGAGAGGAGAACACUCCUUAUAUAGUACAAGUGUUUCAGCAAAAGGCCUCUCAAGUGUCCAGUGACAACGUCAGGAUGUACUGCAGUGCCAGAAAGCCCGCACACGGAGGCCACACUGACACAGUAACUUACAGCACUGUGAAAUGCAGCAUCCCUGCUGAGCAGGAAGAACUCAUUCACUUGCAGGAAAAGGUGAAGAAGGGGGCAAUUUCUAUGGAUGAAGCCCUUGACAGAUUUAAACACUGGCAGAAUGAAAAACAGAGACUACAGCCCACUCAGCAG
Molecule: messenger RNA, 942 nt
Organism: Apaloderma vittatum (bar-tailed trogon)
Lineage: Eukaryota; Metazoa; Chordata; Aves; Trogoniformes; Trogonidae
Product: B-cell scaffold protein with ankyrin repeats-like
Exons: 5
Biological process (GO): negative regulation of phosphatidylinositol 3-kinase/protein kinase B signal transduction; B cell activation; negative regulation of B cell activation
Molecular function (GO): protein tyrosine kinase binding; signaling receptor binding
Source: RefSeq, a predicted model, not a curated record